Messenger RNA from Camelus dromedarius (Arabian camel), 1330 nucleotides. It is a transcript of the gene TPD52L1, whose product is annotated as TPD52 like 1. Gene Ontology annotation, cellular component: cytoplasm. Bases 185 to 814 code for a protein of 209 amino acids. Lineage: Eukaryota; Metazoa; Chordata; Mammalia; Artiodactyla; Camelidae. The transcript is spliced from 8 exons. The record is from RefSeq and is a predicted model, not a curated record. Gene Ontology annotation, biological process: positive regulation of apoptotic signaling pathway; positive regulation of MAP kinase activity.
GUAACCAGCAGCGGCCUGAGGAGGCCGCCCCGCGGUCCCCACCCCCUCCACGCUGAGCUCGCGACACGCGUGCGGAGAGAGGACGCGAGCGGCUGGGCCAGCUGCGUUCCGAGCUCGGGCACCGCAGCUGCUUCUCCGCCAAGCGCCAGGCGUCCCCGCGGCGCUCAGUCCGAAGUCGGCCACCAUGGAGGCGCAGGCACGAGGUUUGUUGGAGACAGAACCACUGCACGAAAGAGAUGAAGACACGGUAGCUGGUGCAGAUUUCUCUAGCAUGCUCUCUGAGGAGGAAAAAGAAGAGUUAAAGGCAGAACUAGUUCAGCUGGAAGACGAAAUUACAACAUUACGACAGGUUUUAUCAGCAAAAGAAAGGCAUCUGGUUGAGAUAAAACAAAAACUCGGCAUGAACCUGAUGAAUGAAUUAAAACAGAACUUCAGCAGAAGCUGGCAUGACGUGCAGACCACCGCUGCCUAUAAGAAAACACAUGAAACCCUGAGUCACGCAGGGCAGAAGGCGACUGCAGCUUUCAGCAACGUCGGGACGGCCAUCAGCAAGAAGUUUGGAGACAUGAGGUCUCACUCCAUCGGCUACUCCAUUCGCCAUUCCAUAAGUAUGCCUGCUAUGAGGAAUUCUCCUACUUUCAAAUCAUUUGAGGAGAGGGUUGAGACCACUGUCACAAGCCUUAAGACGAAAGUAGGCGGGACGAGCCACGGCGGAGGCAGCUUUGAGGAGGUGCUCAGCUCCACGGCCCACGCCAGCGCGCAGAGCUCGGCCGGCGGCCAGCGGCGGCCCGAGGAGGAGGAGCUGCAGUGCUAGGCCGCCCCCCUGCGCCUGCGCCGCCUCCGGAGGCCCCUCCCCGCCUGCCCGCCCGCCCGCCCGCAUCCUGAUACCAAGACCAAAAUCCCACUGGGAAGACCCAGGCCUCGACCCUGUUCUUCAAAUGGCUUCUCUUCAAAUUUUAAUUAAAUGAUUUUCAUUUGUAUUUGUGUUGAUGGCGGACCACCUGACCGUCACACUUAAUUAUUCAUAGACUGUCAUCUUUUAAAAUGUCCUGACUUCAGCAGGUACACAAUUGUCCAUGGCCCUUGUCUGUGUGUAAUUCAACAUAUUUUCCAAAACGUAGCUAUUAUUUGCUAUGAGUUUUGCUUGGACUCCUGUACGAAGUGCAUGUCUUAGAAGGCUGAGUACCCCCUUUCAGUUCUCUCCGCGGGAUGGAGCUCUUUCUGACCAUCUCCAGCAAUGAAUGGGCACAUUUCAUCAAAUUGCUUGUGAUAUCCCUCACUUACUUCAAUUCCUUAUGUUUAUUUCAGCAAUUAAAAUAAUUGAUUUUAA